AAUAAUAUAAUUAAUAUGUGUAAGUAAAAACACAAGUAAGUGAGUGAAAUAUCCAGACGAUAUAAACUAGAACUCUGAGACAGCAAAGCUGUCUCCAAAGGCGCUCAAAGGCCGCCAAUUUCCGUUGGUCCAGUCUCAGCAUCCCAGAUAAACUAUGGAUUCUCAAUCCACGAACACAGUUCCUAGAGGAAGAGGAAGAAGUUUCCUGCUCCCACAAAAAAAUCGUAAGAGAAAACCUGAAGAUCCAGAUCACUCAUCAAAACCAGUUAAAAUUGUUAAUCUUACAACCCCAAGGAUUAACAUGGAAUAUAAAAAAUUAAUUAAAGAUUUUGGUACGCCUGAAACUAUUAAUAAACACAAUCAAAAUCGAGGAAUUAAAACUGUCAAACCUAACAUACUAAAAAGAAGAAGGACUUCUUUGACCCAUCUGACAACAUCAGCUAUAGCCGCCAAGGCCAACACACCGGAGUCAAGCGAUACUGAAGGACCAAUGACCUCCUAUAAUCAACACAGCAUCGAUGAAAACACCGAAGUAGAUGAAGACAGCGAUGAAGAAGACGACAAUAAUGAAAUUGAUGAAACAAGUGAGUCGUCAGCGGUCAAUCAACCUGCUAAAAUUGCCAAUAAGAAAGACGCAGAGAACUACAUCUCUACGCUCGAGUUUGCCCCUGUGACAGCGGGACAGCUACUGAGGCGUAACAGGCUUGGCCGGCACGCAAACGGCCUAGUAGUGCUCGUGGCGCCCUCACUCCCGUGGGGUGCAACUACGUUGACGCUGGGGUCACUCAAACCCCGAGAUCUGAGUUUCUACUUUCGUCAAUCCUCUUUGGUUUCAUCUGUCCACCCUAAUUAGAAAAGAAGCAAUAAAUUUUUAUCUGGCCGCAAACAUUGUUGGGCCACUUCAAAUUUAGUGGUACGAUUAGGAUUAUGAAGUUUAGCAGCAAAUUGGAAGUUGACUUCUUUCGAAUCAAGUUCCGAUGAGCAAAGUAGGACGUCCAAUCAUAUGCCGCAGUUGUGUGAUCAAUGCCUCAAAUCUGCUCCUGUUGGCACUAUUCAUAAAUUAACUUGGGGCUUUUAAUAUUUCACUAUUUUAUUUAAUUGUGUACAUCUAUUACACAUUAGUGUAAUUACUAAAUAUUGAACAAUGUGACAAAAUGUAAACUUGGCGCAAUUUUUUCACAAACUUUGUUUUGUGAUUUUUUUUAAAUCGCAACAGUCUCUGCAAAAGGUUUAUCCGCUGUAAAACGAGCCAGUGUAGAACGCAAUCUUUUCACGCUAUAUAGGCGCACUUCAUUGAUUGCGUUGUGCAU
Molecule: messenger RNA, 1310 nt
Organism: Fopius arisanus
Lineage: Eukaryota; Metazoa; Arthropoda; Insecta; Hymenoptera; Braconidae
Exons: 2
Coding region: 155-853 (232 amino acids)
Source: RefSeq, a predicted model, not a curated record